AUGGCUUGGAAAAAUCAAGAAAUAAAAGAUGACAUGCAUAUUGGAAGAAAAAACAUACAAUGGUUUGCUGUAGGAGAUGAUGAUACUGUUUGGUUUGUAAACAAUCUAUUGGAUACACUUCAACAAUACAACUCAUCGAACUUGAUGUAUAUAGGAGAUAUUUCUGAUAAAAAAUCACAAGUCAUACGUCAUGGUGAUUAUUAUGCUUAUGGAGGUGGAGGUAUUCUGUUAAGUCGACCAUUAGCAAUAUUAUUCGCACAACAUACUCAAGACUGUAAACGAUUUCUUCAUUUAUAUGGUGGAGAUGAAAUGAUAGGUAAAUGUAUAACUGAAGUGUUGAAUGGAGAUUUGACCGGUUAUUUUGAAAGUGGUAUAGAUGGACUAGUGUCUUUACAUCAUAUGUUUUCGUUAUGGAAACCAUUUCCUGAUGAACACAUAAAUACAAUAAAUGAAACAAUGGAUCUUCUACAAUUUGCCUAUAUUACAUUUGAUGGAAAUUUUCUGAAAAGAUUUGUACGAGUUAAUUACAAAACUAACCAAACUUUAUUAUUAACAUUGGGUUAUUCAUUUAGUUUAUUUAAUCGAAUAUUAACUCGUGCAGAUCUAACUCUAGUUGAAGACACAGGGUUCGGCACUGAGAUGGCAACAAGAAAAACUAGAUCAAAAGAAAACAAUAAAACUACUUGGUAUUUUCGAAGAUUAACCAUUGAUAAUUCUGAUGGAGCGAUUGGUUAUGGAAUAUUUUACGAAAAUAAGAAAGAAAUAUGUGGUUCUUUUCUAAAGAUACAAGUCUGA
Molecule: messenger RNA, 795 nt
Organism: Rotaria sp. Silwood2
Lineage: Eukaryota; Metazoa; Rotifera; Eurotatoria; Philodinida; Philodinidae
Source: the annotation of a GenBank genome assembly